CCCACCCGUAGAAUAAUACAAUGUAUUGUCUGUGGGGAUGCUUCAUUUCGUCGGUUGAUAUCCUACCGUUACACCUUACUUUAGAGUAUUUCCUUCUUCGUUAACGUCGCCUUAAAUGAAAAGAGCGAUUUGAUCCUCUCCUUGUUUGUGUCUUUGGAAGCGAAAUGGACAAGAAGAAAGAGGUGAUCCGAUUGGAGCGGGAAUCUGUUAUUCCAGUCCUCAAACCCAGGCUCAUCAUGGCCCUCGCUGACCUUAUAGAACAUAGUUCUGACCGGGCUGAAUUUCUGAAGCUUUGCAAGAGAGUUGAGUACACAAUUCAUGCUUGGUAUCUUCUACAAUUUGAGGAUCUCAUGCAAUUAUAUUCCUUGUUUGAUCCUGUGAACGGGGCUCAAAAAUUGGAGCAGCAGAAGUUAUCUCCAGAUGAGAUUGACGUUCUUGAACAGAAUUUUUUGACAUAUUUGUUUCAGAUUAUGGACAAAAGUAACUUUAAAAUAGCGAGUGAUGAAGAGAUUGAUGUUGCACAUUCCGGGCAAUAUCUUCUAAAUCUUCCAAUCAGUGUUGAUGAAUCUAAGCUUGACAAAAAGCUUUUAAAGAAGUAUUUUGCAGAGCAUCCUCAUGAGAGCCUUCCAGAGUUCGCUGACAAGUACGUAAUCUUUCGUCGUGGUAUUGGAAUUGAUAAGACUACGGAUUACUUUUUCUUGGAAAAAGUGGAUAUGAUUAUUGCACGCAUUUGGGGAUGGAUUUUGAGAAAAACAAGACUGUUUUCGAGGAGAUCAAGUUCACGGCGCCAGAAGGAUCCAAAAAAGGAUGAUGGGAUCAACAGUGAAGCAGAAGAUCAGGACUUAUAUGUUGAACGUAUCCGCAUUGAAAAUAUGGAACUCAGUUUACGUAGUCUGCUGAGCAAGAUAACAAUACAAGAGCCUACUUUUGACAGGAUAAUUGUCAUCUACAGGAGAGCUGGUACCUCAGCAAAAUCGGACCGAGGAAUUUAUGUGAAGCAUUUCAGACACAUUCCAAUGGCUGACCUGGAAAUUGUCCUUCCAGAGAAAAAGAACCCCAGUUUAACUCCAAUGGAUUGGGUCAAAUUCCUUGUGUCUGCUAUAGUUGGUUUGGUUGCUGUUGUGAGUUCUCUUGAAUUGCCUAAAGCUGAUAUAUGGGUCAUGUUUGCAAUCCUCUCCACAGUGAUAGGCUAUUGUGCAAAGACAUACUUCACGUUUCAACAAAAUAUGGCUACAUAUCAAAACUUGAUUACACAGUCUAUGUAUGAUAAACAGCUAGAUAGUGGAAGGGGUACUCUUCUACAUUUAUGUGAUGAUGUUAUUCAGCAAGAAGUAAAGGAAGUUAUUAUAUCAUUUUUCAUUUUGAUGGAACAGGGUAAAGCUACUUUGGAGGAUCUUGAUCUGCGCUGCGAGGAGUUGCUAAAAGAAGAGUUUGGUGUAAGCUGUAAUUUUGAUGUAGACGAUGCUGUUCAGAAACUAGAUAAAUUAGGCAUUGUUGCUCGGGAUACAGUUGGACGGUAUUAUUGUGUUGGUCUCAAGCGUGCAAAUGAGAUAAUUGGGACUACUACGGAAGAGCUUGUUCUCAAAGCAAAACAGGGUGUCAUUUCUUCAUGAUGUUAUAUCCAGAUGAUUAGCUUCUUCAUAUCUUUUUUUCUCCUCUUUUUGGCUUGUAAGAAAAAAAUUGAAUGUUUGCAUGCGUAUUUUAUUCAUUACAAAUCUUAGAUGCUGCUACAGUUUCUUGGGCUAUCAAUGUCAUAUUCACUGUUGAAAGAGUGCAGUGAAUGCGGAAGCUCAUGGAUGCCUGAACUCUAAGCCUAGAAGUAGUCCUUAUUGUGUUUUUAUAAAUGGAAAAUGUUGGUAGGGGAAGUGAGCAUUAAAGGUGAUCCUAAAACACUGAUGUUUGGCUCCAACUUUUAUAAGCACAAAUUCUGUUUCCAUA
Molecule: messenger RNA, 1938 nt
Organism: Solanum dulcamara
Lineage: Eukaryota; Viridiplantae; Streptophyta; Magnoliopsida; Solanales; Solanaceae
Exons: 15
Coding region: 165-1613 (482 amino acids)
Source: RefSeq, a predicted model, not a curated record